Messenger RNA from Sorex fumeus (smoky shrew), 1329 nucleotides. It is a transcript of the gene CCDC121, whose product is annotated as coiled-coil domain containing 121. The coding region runs from base 31 to 1248 and encodes 405 amino acids. The transcript has 2 exons. The record is from RefSeq and is a predicted model, not a curated record. NCBI's taxonomy places the organism in Eukaryota, Metazoa, Chordata, Mammalia, Eulipotyphla, Soricidae.
UCCUGAAAGUCGAUCCGCCACCGAUCGGAAAUGAAAACGGUCCAUUUCCUCCUGAAGCCCUUAGAGGCGAAGGGCGACGCCAAGAGAAAAUCGACCGCUGGGCCUCGUCCGGCAGCCGAGCGGGAGGAGCGCCCCGGGGACUGGCCGUUCGGGUUUUGGCCAGAGCCCAACCUCCAGGACCCGGGAACGGAGAAACUUCGAAGGCCUUCCACGUGGAGGCGCCAUUCCCGCGCGGCGCACAGGCCGCGCCCGGAGCCUCCGGGGGAAAGCUCGGAGGUCUGGGGGAACAAGUUUUCUGAGGAUGUCGAUAAGUACUCUCGACCAUAUCUUUAUUUAGUAGACAGUAUCCUCAAGUCCAAGACUGGAACACAAAUUGAGAAAAUUAGAGGUCAGAUCAUGCCAGAAAUAAUAAGAUUAAACACGGAAAUCAAAGAAGCUCAAAUCCAGCAAAAACCACGAAUAAAGGAAAUCAGGCAGCUAUAUACAGAAAUAUCCCAGCUCCAAAGUGAAAAUAAAUUCUUUCUGGACUACCUCACUAACAAAACAGAGGAGUAUAGAAAACAACCCGAAAAGCUGUGGGCGAGCUAUUUACAAAAAGUUCGGGAGAUGGAAAGAAGGAAGCAAGUUGCAUCUGCCAAAUAUGAGGCAAAAUUUGCAAGGCUUAAAGCAGAACUCUUGGAGAAGGAAAAGGUGCUGCACAACUUGAAGAAGUGUUUGGAGGGAAUGAAAAACAUUUCCACGUUGAAGGAGAAGCAGGAGAAUAAAAUACUGGCACUAAAAGAAGAGGAGGAGAAAGUCCCAGCCAAGACAAAUGCAAAAAUACAGGAAAUCCUUGUCCCAUUCCUCUUGAAAAAAACAUUAUUGGAGGAACAACUGAAUGAACCAGACAUAAAAUGGCUUGCAAAGAGUAAGGUUUUUGGAAAGACCCAUGACGUGGAGUCAGCAGCUCGGCACCGUUGUGUCAAGUUCUCCCGAGAUGUCACGGAAGAGAGUGAACGGGUACAGAAGGAACUCCUGAAGCUCAUUCAGCGGAGUGAAGAGCUGGAGGCUGCCCAGAAACGGUUAGAGACACAGAAACGUCAACUGCAGCAGAAAGAGUGGUAUCUGGAAGGUGUGGUCCGGGGGAGGAAGCAUCUUCAAAGAAGACGUAAUUGGCGCUCGGAAGAACAGGGGGUGCCAAAGGCCACAGUGAGCCCUCCCCACAGCACCAAAUCAAGGAUUAAUCUAAAUCCUAAAUCACACCGAUGAAAUAAGCAUUGAAGCACAUAUUCUUGGAUACUGCAGACGCCUGGUUAAGAAGGCUUAGGGAUCACGGGUUCCUUUGGUAAA